This is a messenger RNA of Vigna umbellata (rice bean), 769 nucleotides long. RefSeq lists its product as uncharacterized. Lineage: Eukaryota; Viridiplantae; Streptophyta; Magnoliopsida; Fabales; Fabaceae. Gene Ontology annotation, biological process: protein ubiquitination. The record is from RefSeq and is a predicted model, not a curated record. Gene Ontology annotation, molecular function: transferase activity.
CAUGAUGCGAUAUCAAUCAUAGACCUUGGAACAUUUUUCAACCUUUCCAACGUUAGGUUACUUGACAGACAUAAAAGGAAAAAGCCAAUUUAAACUCAACUUCCGUUGUGCUUUUCUCAGAACUCAAUCUUCAAGAAGCAACAGCAUGAGCAGUACCAUUCUCAUGACCUUCCUCACAGCCAUUGCUUUUCUGGCACAAUCCUUCCAAAACUACAUCAUCCGGCAUUCUGGAUAUCCUGCUGCAGUGAACGAAAACGAAGAUCACGAAAGUGAUUAUUGUUCAGUGUGUCUGAGCCAAAUCUGUAAAGGGGAAAAAGUUAGGUCUCUUCCAGUAUGCAAUCACAGGUACCAUGCUGAUUGUAUAGGUGCUUGGCUUAAGAACAAUACCACAUGCCCUCUUUGCAGGAACAAAAUCACUGAUCACAGCCUCCAAAAGCAUAAACAGGUGAAGAACUUAGCAGAAUCUCUGUUUAAUCUUAUGCAGAGUUUCACAGAUCUGUUGGUAGCUGUUCUCUACAUGGUACUUCCAUCCACCGUCACUCAGAGUUUCCCUUUGGUUCACUGAUAUGAGACUGUGAAUUGUAUUGUAAUCAUGUAUGCAGUAUGCAGAAUAGUGCAAUUGCUGAUGUUUUUUGAGUUUUGCUUGUUUGGCAUGGGAACUCUGUUCUGCAUAACUAUGAUUUUUUUGGAAGGUACAAAAGUUGGUUAUGUCAGAUUUGGAAGUUCCUAAUGUGUGGCUUAUUCUGGGAAAUGUUAUAUGCAGUUCUUA